Vicia faba (fava bean) is the source of this 1269-nucleotide messenger RNA. NCBI's taxonomy places the organism in Eukaryota, Viridiplantae, Streptophyta, Magnoliopsida, Fabales, Fabaceae. The record is from the annotation of a GenBank genome assembly.
AUGGCACCAAACGAUAGUCUUUUACCAAUUCAAAACCAAAUUCCUAUACCAAACUACGUUCGAAUAUUGGAUACCACCCUCCGUGACGGCGAACAAUCCCCUGGUGCCGCAAUGUCUUGCAAAGAGAAGCUCGAGAUUGCACGCUUACUAGUAAAGCUACGCGUUGAUAUCAUAGAGGCAGGGUUCCCUUCUGCUUCCAGUGAUGACUUCAAUGCGGUUAAAAUGAUAGCUGAAGAUGUUGGCAAUGAUGUUGAUAAUGAUGGUUAUGUUCCUGUUAUAGGUGGUGUGUGUAGGUGCAAUAAGAAGGAGGUUGCCAUUACAUGGGAGGCCAUAAAACAUGCAAAAAAGCCAAGAAUAUGUGCUUUUAUAGCCACUAGUCCCAUUCACAUGGAAUACAAACUUAGAAAGACGAAAGAUGAGGUACUCAAUAUGGCUCGUGAUACGGUGAAGUUUGCACAGAGUUUAGGUUGCAGUGAUAUCUCAUUUGCUGCGGAAGAUGCUACCAGAUCGGAGAAGCAAUUCCUUUAUCAAGUUUUGGAAGAAGUUAUUAAAGUCGGGGCAACCACUGUAGUCAUACCCGACACUGUAGGCGUAACAAUGCCAUUUGAAUAUGGAAAAUUCAUUGCUGAUAUAAAAAAGAAUACUCCUGGAAUUGAAAAUGUUAUCAUUGCAACUCAUUGUCACAAUGAUCUUGGACUUGCUACUGCCAACACUAUAGAGGGUGCACGUGCAGGUGCUAGACAAUUAGAAGUUACAAUCAAUGGAAUUGGUGAGAGGGCAGGGAAUGCUUCAUUAGAAGAGGUUGUAAUGGCCCUAAAAUGCAGGGGUAAUGAUAGCUUAGGUGGUCUUCAUACAGGAAUUAUUACAAGACAAAUAUUGAGGACAAGCAAAAUGGUUGAAGAGUAUUCUGGGAUGCUUCUCCAACCACACAAGGCUCUUGUUGGUGCUAAUGUUUUUCUUCACGAGAGUGGCAUUCACCAGGAUGGGAUGUUAAAACAUAGAGGCACAUAUGAAAUAAUAUCUCCUGAAGAUAUUGGUCUUGAAAGAUCACUUGAGACUAGUAUUGUAUUAGGAAAGCUUAGUGGACGUCAAGCUUUGAGAAAGAGAAUUGAAGAGCUUGGUUAUAUACUAAAUGCUGAUGAAUUUGAGAUUCUGUUCAAGAAAUUCAAGCUAUUGGCUGGGACAAAAAAGAGAGUAACCAAUGCAGACCUUAAGGUAUUGAUGUCAAAUGAAGCAUAUCAAGAUGAACUUGUCUACAAAGCUGCAUGA